Molecule: messenger RNA, 1482 nt
Organism: Exophiala spinifera
Lineage: Eukaryota; Fungi; Ascomycota; Eurotiomycetes; Chaetothyriales; Herpotrichiellaceae
Exons: 8
Coding region: 1-1482 (493 amino acids)
Biological process (GO): transmembrane transport
Molecular function (GO): transmembrane transporter activity
Source: RefSeq, a predicted model, not a curated record
AUGAGCGUCCCGGAGAAGAUACCUCCACAACAGGAAGUGUCUGUGACUCCAGAUAUCGAGAAUCAAGCACCACUCGCACAAACGGUCACGGAACCAUACUGCGUCUAUAGAAAAGGGGCAAAAUGGUUCCUCGUAGGCAUCAGCGCCGUGGCGGGCUUCUUCAGCCCAUUCCCAGCAAACAUCUAUUUUCCAGCUAUACCCACCUUGGCCCGGGUUUUCGAUGUAUCGACUGACUCGAUUAACCUUACUGUCACUAUAUACCUGGCUAUGCAAGGAAUCUCACCGAUGCUCUGGGGACCAUUAUCCGAUCGCGUUGGCCGCAGACCAGUCUUUGUGGUUUGCUUCAUCAUUCUAGUGGCAUCCUGUAUAGGUUUAGCCUUGACCCCUGUCGAUGCUUUCUGGCUGCUCUUGCUGCUGAGAGCCGUGCAAGCUGGAGGAUGUGCCAGUACAAUAGCAUUGGGUUCGGGAGUUAUUGGCGAUAUCUCAUCGCCUGAAGAGAGGGGUGGGUUCUUCGGAAUAUUUAAUCUAGGACCGAUGCUGUCACCAUGUAUCGCACCUAUCCUUGGUGGUGUUUUGUCCGAAAGACUAGGAUGGCGAUCUAUCUUCUGGUUCCUUUCUAUUGCGGCCGUUGUGUGUAUACUGUUUAUACUCCUUUUCUUGCCUGAGACUCUGAGAACACUGGUGGGAAAUGGGAGUAUAGAACCGCCCAACAUGCUGUAUCGACCCUGGCUACCUAUCAUUCGUCCUAGCAAUGGUCAGUACAAAAAGAAGCCGAUCGACAGACCUCGCCGAACGUCAACAAAUCCUUUGAAGCUUCUGAAACUUCCACACAUUGUUGUGGCACUGUUCUACACCGGAGUGGUGUAUGCGGUAAAUUAUACCAUCACGGCCACCAUCUCGUCUUCUUUUGCAGACAUCUAUCCCUACCUUUCUGAGACUGCACUUGGCCUGUGCUAUCUUUCCACCGGAGGAGGUAUGAUCCUCGGCUCCACCCUGACCGGCAAGAUGCUUGAUCGCGAGUAUCGCAGGGCGAAACAGCAGUGGGCAGCAGAGGCAGACGCGGAGAACGGCCUGUUUCCCAUUGAAAGGGCUCGACUGCGCACGAUGCCACUGUUGCUUGCUAUUUUCUUGGGCUGCGUUUUUGGUUGGGGAUGGUGCCUGACAAGCAAGGUCUCAAUUGCUGUUCCCUUGAUUCUUCAAUUCAUCUUGGGAUAUACCUCGAUUUCUAUCCUAAACGCGACCAUGACCUUGAUGAUUGACGUUGCUCCAGGCCAGAGUUCAGGAGUCAUCGCAUGCACAAACCUCAUGCGAUGCUCAUUAGCAGCACUCCUUGUUUCGGUGAUCGACUACGCGACCAACGCUCUCGGAUAUGGAUGGACGUAUGUGCUUCUCGGAGGUAUCUCGAUCCUCUUGUGGCCAUUGAUGCAUAUCGAGAUGAAGUAUGGACCAGGAUGGAGAGCCAAGCAGAAAGCCACGGCCUGA